UGGGUUGUUUAUCGGCCAUUUUGGAAGAUGGCGACUUACAUAUGCCGAACAAAAUAAUGUUAAGAUUUUCUUAUAGCCGUGCAUUUAGACAGAAAACAGAUUAGCCAUCAAUACUAAACCACUCCCUAGUUACACUUCACCUAAAUACAUCUAUUUGCCACAAGAUUACAUCAUGACAAACAUGCAAGAUGCAGAUGAGUCGUUGGAGAUGGCUCGUUCUGAAAAUGGAGAUUCUACUUCCAGUGAACUUGAAAGACUGAAUAAUGCUUCACCGUGUCCUUCUGGCACAGACUCCCCCACUGAAAGGGGCAUAGCAAAGACCAAGAAACAGGAAGAUGUUAUCCUCAGGUCGAUUGAAGAAGCAGCAAGAUUGGGAACUAACACCCUUGAUCUGAGUCACAAGAAAAUGAGACAGAUUCCAUCAGAGAUAAUGGAAAUGCCACAGAUAGAAUAUCUGUACCUGGAGGGAAAUGAGCUUACAACAAUACCAGAUGAACUAUUUGACAAGCUGCCUAACCUUAAAUGGUUAGACCUGAGGAGAAACUACUUAGUGAGGCUUCCAAGUGUUUACACUGGUCAUCACCAAAAUCUCAGGAAUCUUCUUGUAGAAAGUAACAAUCUACGUACAUUACCUCUGGAAUUAGGUUUGAUUAAAUCUCUGCAUGGUCUCAACAUAUCUAAUAAUCCCCUUGACUUUCCACCACAAAGCAUUAUUGAGAAAGGAACUAAUGAAAUCCUGAAAUUCUUACGAGAAAUGAUUGAAGCCAAGUCUUCUGGGAAGCUUUUGAAUGGAAAGAAGGCACGUAAAGCGGUCUUACGACAGCAUAGUGAUCCGAUGGGAGGACCGUCAAGACUGCCAGCGUUAAACCUGCUUCAACAACAGAGCAAAUCUGCCGGUAUGCCACAGAGAUUAAGGACAGGUUUGAGACGUUCUGCACAUGCCAGUAUAAAGGCCCAUUCUGCAAGGCUAGCGUCACAACAGUUUCCUAUAGAAGAAGAACCUAAUGAAAAUAUCCCUGAAAACCUUGUCAGUUGUGAGGAAAAUGACCUGGGUGAUAGUCUAGAUGGGUCUAGUUCAAGUGACGAUGACUGGGAUGAGGAUGGUGAUCUCAAACAGUACGCAUACAGACAAGCUCAGGAACGCACCCUGUCUACGGAGGCUGCCAAACGUGCAGCGUCCGGACAGAUUGUACCUUUGAAUAAAACUGUACAGUUACAUAGACCUGUCAGCUAUACAUCAAUAAAACAGACAAAAGAAGAAAAAAUAAAAAAAGCUGGUGCUAUGGGGACUUUCAGCAAAUCCAGGAAAAAUUCCUCGGCUCUCAGUAAAUCCUUAGUCACAGCAAAACAAAAACUGGGGCCUCAGUCUGCCACAAGUGUUCUUGAUUGGAAAGUGAACCCCUACCCUGAGCCCCCACCCCCAGACUACAUUAACCAGAAAUCAAAAGAGGAGCGUCUCCAAGCGAAGGCAAAAGAAUUCAAAGAAAAAACAGAUGCCAUACUUCAAAGAAGAAAGGAUGAGGAGAUGUUGAAGGACUGGAGGAACGAGACCAAGCGACUACAGCAAAAGAAAUAUUUCGAUAGUCUCAGAAAAGGAACUAAAGAUUUUCUGGAUCCUGUACAAGCAGCACCAUUUGAUAUUGACCAGGACUAUGUUAAAAUACCAACAAACGAAGAGCGAAUAAAACACGAGGUGAAAAUGGCUCAUGAGAAGAUUCGGCGACAGGUUUCACCAGCAUCACGGCAAAGGAUUGAAGAAGAAAAAGCACAAAGGAUAUUACAGUUAGAGAAAAGAAUCAAAGCUCACACAACACAAAUGCAUGAGAGAAGAAAACAGCCAAAGGGAUCACCACAGGAAGAGAUGGAGGCUGCACGAAGGGAGUUAGAAGUGGUUAAAAUGCUGCAGAAAGAUUUGUUACGCCGCUAUACAGAACUCAAACAAUGGACGACAGCUAAUUUGCAAAAAUACCCCUAUCUUGGUAAUAUGAAUAAAACAAUAAUUGUUAGAAGCGCAUGUAUUCAUAUCUUUCCAAAUGGCUCCGCUUUUUUUCUGUAGGAAUUAUGUGCCUUGCAUGUUAUGAUUUAAAAUAUUCCUAUCACUUUUUGUUUUCACUAGUGUGCGCAUGGUUUAUUUAUUUUCUCAGUUUUUAUAACCUGAUUCCCCGAGAUUUUCUUUAAAUGGCGUCCCCGAGAUUUUCUUUAAAUGGCGAAAGUUUGGUAUCCAUUAAAUAAACGAAAUAAAACACUAAUUAUUGUCCCGAUUAUAAAAGCUUGACUGCGAAAUGACAUAAUAUAAUCUCCAGUAAGAAAAUUCUAAUUAAGUACCCCACUCCACAUAUUGGUUUUUGUUAGAACAAAAGGGUCAGUAAGAUAGAGUUUAAUCCUGAACUAUCAGAAUUAAAACUUGAUUGGUCUGAUCCAUUAUAAAGGCAGGAACCAUGGUUCGUACAAACUAUCAAGUCAGUCAGUUCUGCUUUUUGGGGUUACCAGCGCAUUUUGACAUGUAAUUUGGAAUGGAAUGGAAUUGUACGACCUAGCCACUCCAACCCAUUAGCUGCCAAACAACCCUUUCAUCUAUUUUAUUUUUGUUGCUUUAUUACAUAGGUUGUUAACGUAAUUAUUUUGCAUGUAGUGAUUGUGCAUAUAAAAGUUGCUAUAUUACCUCCAUGUUGCAUGUGAUGACAUUUUAUGGUAGGUAUGUCUGGGCAGUAACACGUUGAUUUAAACUUAAAUUAUUGCUGUUAUAUAGAGUCAGCAUGGCAUUUCUAGAUUAAUACUCCCUAAUAUUCUUGUUUUAUUUGAUGAAAUUAUGCACAAAUCUAGUUUGAUGCUUUACACUUUGGUUCAGUUUGCAUGCUGACAUGAAAUUUAGAGGAUUAAAGUGUGUUUUAAUGAGUAGAUUUUGUGUAAUUCUGUUAUUAAAAUAGGAUUGCCUUUAUUCCUUUAUAUCAGCCAUAAAAUGUUUUGAACAAAUGUUUCAUCUCAAUAUGGAAUAAAAUUAAAUAGCCUUACAUGAUAUUCUAGGGAGUUUUAGUUCACGGAUAAAAGUCCUGUGUCAAGUCGACAGCUUGUUUAUAGCUUUGAUACGCUUACACUACUUGACAGAUUUACUUCAAACUUGAAAUAUUUGUUCCUAUUUAUCACUCAUACAAGAUCCAUAACUCUGGCAUGAAUAUUUUGUAGAUUAUGCUCCCCUUUUUUUUCUUAGUUUUUUUUUUUGGUUAAAGGUUUUGAUGCACUUUCACUCUGUCUUAGGUAUUACUCUGAUAUGUCAUAUUUCACUGUAAAACAUCAAAAUAGUUGAGUGUGCUGUCUCAUGAUCAUGCAUGAAGUAAAUGGCAACUUAUUUGUAGCUGAAAGUUCCUUUUCCAUUAAGGUAUCCGAUCCACAAAUAGGUAAAUUUCGAUGCCUGGUGACCCCAUGAUUUUUUGGUAUCAUUUGAAAGAGUUGUGUCUGCUGAACAAGAAUUAAUAAAUAAGAUGACCAUAAAUAAUAUGCAAAAAUAAUUACAGUCCUGUUUUAUGACCGCAAAAUGACAAAUCUUACACUGUAACAACUGGAUUUCUGUUGAAGUAUCAUUGAAGACUAUAAAGUAAAAAAAAAUAAAUUCUGUAACAUAUUUUUAUCAUGUAAUUUAUAUUUUCUUUUUCAGUA
Messenger RNA from Mercenaria mercenaria, 3654 nucleotides. Its product is annotated as leucine-rich repeat-containing protein 27-like. The transcript has 14 exons. Bases 173 to 2056 code for a protein of 627 amino acids. The record is from RefSeq and is a predicted model, not a curated record. Gene Ontology annotation, molecular function: protein binding. Lineage: Eukaryota; Metazoa; Mollusca; Bivalvia; Venerida; Veneridae.